CCGCCGGCGGUUUCGUCGUGGCGGCGAAGGAGGGUAGGGAGGUGCAGAGGGAAGUCGGAGUCUGUAGGAUUUGCAGCGACGAGAUUGGGUUGAAGGAGAAUGGCGAGGUGUUCGUGGCUUGCAAUGAGUGUGGCUUCCCGGUUUGCCGGCCGUGCUAUGAGUAUGAGCGGAGGGAGGGGAGCCAGACCUGCCCGCAAUGCAACAGGCGUUAUAAGCGUCUUAAAGGUAGUCCGAGAGUUGACGGAGAUGAAGAAGAUGAGGGUGAACAAGACGAUUCAGUGGAAGAUUUCCAAAACAACAGCAGAAAGAGGGCAGUACAGGAUAAUCAAGCAUUCGAUACGCAGUCGCUAAAAAGCGAGCAAGCUCAUCAAUGGAGGACCAAUGUUGCAGCUUAUUCUUCCUUUGGGAGUGUUGCUGGGAAGGAUUUAGAAGCCGAGAGGGAGAUGGAAGCCAACAUGGAAUGGAGAGAAAGGUUGGAGAAAUGGAAAGCGAUGCAGGAGAAGAGAGGACUAACAGACAAAGAAGAAGAAGAUGAUAAUGAUCAGGAGAUUGAAGAAGACUACAUGCUCAUGGCGGAGGCCCGGCAACCCCUAUGGCGCAAAGUCCCAAUCCCCUCAAGCCGAAUAAACCCAUACCGCAUCGUCAUCAUCAUCCGCCUCGUCGUCCUCGCCUUCUUCCUCCGUUUCCGCAUCACCACUCCCGCCGACGACGCCUUCGCCCUCUGGCUAAUCUCCGUCAUCUGCGAAAUCUGGUUCGCCUUCUCGUGGAUCCUCGACCAGUUUCCCAAAUGGUUGCCCGUCACUCGCGAGACUUAUCUCGACCGCCUCUCGGCCCGCUUCGAAUCCCGGCUCUCCGCCGUCGAUCUCUUCGUCAGCACGGUCGAUCCGCUCAAAGAGCCGCCGAUCAUCACUGCCAACACAGUGCUUUCGAUCCUGGCCGUCGAUUACCCCGUCGAAAAAGUCAGCUGCUACGUUUCUGAUGAUGGGUCGUCGAUGUUGCUGUUCGACGCGCUGGCGGAGACGGCGGAGUUCGCGCGGCGGUGGGUGCCGUUUUGUAAGAAGCAUGCGGUGGAGCCGAGGGCGCCGGAGUUUUAUUUCUCGGAGAAGAUUGAUUAUCUAAAGGAUAAGGUGCAGCCGAGCUUCGUUAAGGAGCGAAGAGCCAUGAAGAGAGAAUAUGAGGAGUUUAAGGUGAGGAUGAACUCAUUGGUGGCUAAGGCGCAGAAGAAGCCCGAAGAGGGCUGGGUGAUGCAGGAUGGCACGCCUUGGCCUGGGAACAACACGAGGGACCAUCCCGGCAUGAUCCAGGUAUACCUGGGAAGCCAGGGCGCGCUUGACGUAGAAGGCAAGGAGCUGCCCAAGCUGGUUUAUGUUUCUCGUGAGAAGAGGCCUGGCUACCAGCAUCACAAGAAAGCAGGAGCCAUGAACGCACUGGUUCGAUGCUCGGCCGUGUUAACAAAUGCUCCGUUCAUCCUGAAUCUGGACUGCGAUCACUACAUAAACAACAGCAAGGCCAUUAGAGAGGCUAUGUGCUUUCUAAUGGACCCUCAGCUUGGGAAGAAGCUCUGCUACGUGCAGUUUCCUCAGAGGUUCGAUGGCAUUGAUCUCAACGAUCGAUAUGCGAAUCGGAACGUGGUCUUCUUCGAUAUCAAUAUGAAGGGAUUGGAUGGGAUCCAAGGUCCGGUCUACGUCGGCACCGGAUGCGUCUUCAACCGCCAGGCUCUCUACGGCUACGAUCCACCCAAGACCGAGAAGCGCCCGAAGAUGACUUGCGACUGCUGGCCCUCCUGGUGUUGCUGCUGCUGCUGUGGUGGCUCGAGGAAGAAGGCGAAGUCCAAAACCACGAGAUUUGGCCUCCCCGACGAAGAGAGAAAGUCAUCAGCUUUCAGCAGCAUUCGGCUUUUCGGGAAGAAGAAGAAGAAGAUGAAGAAGAAUAAAGGAUAUAUGGCGGCGGAAGCGACGCCUGGGAGCAGGAAGGGAUACAUGAAGAGAGGAUUCGAGUUAGAGGAGAUAGAGGAAGGAUUGGAAGGGUAUGAUGACUUGGAGAAGUCGUCGCUUAUGUCUCAGAAGAGCUUCGAGAAGCGGUUCGGUCAGUCGCCAGUUUUCAUUGCUUCCACGCUAAUGGAGGACGGCGGGAUGCCGGAGGGGACGAACCAGACCGUGCUUAUCAAGGAAGCCAUUCAUGUCAUUAGCUGUAGCUAUGAGGAGAAAACAGAGUGGGGCAAAGAGAUCGGAUGGAUAUACGGCUCGGUGACAGAAGAUAUAUUAACGGGAUUCAAGAUGCACUGCAGAGGCUGGAGAUCGGUUUACUGCACACCAAAUCGGCCGGCUUUCAAAGGAUCGGCUCCGAUCAAUCUCUCCGACCGGCUGCACCAAGUUCUCCGGUGGGCUCUCGGCUCCGUCGAGAUCUUCCUCAGCCGGCAUUGCCCGUUGUGGUACGGCUAUGGAGGAAAUCUCAAGUGGCUGGAGAGAUUCGCAUACACGAACACCAUCGUCUAUCCUUUCACUUCCAUUCCUUUGCUUGCUUACUGCACCAUCCCGGCCGUCUGUUUGCUCACCGGAAAGUUCAUCAUCCCCACGCUGAACAACCUGGCGAGCAUCUGGUUCAUCGCGCUCUUCGCCUCCAUCAUCGCCACCGGCAUCUUGGAGCUCCGCUGGAGCGGCGUCAGCAUCCAGGACUGGUGGAGGAACGAGCAAUUCUGGGUCAUCGGCGGCGUCUCAGCCCACCUCUUCGCCGUCUUCCAAGGCCUCCUCAAAGUCCUCGCCGGCGUCGAUUCCAACUUCACCGUCACCUCCAAAGCCUCCGAAGACGCCGACUUCGGCGAACUCUACCUCUUCAAGUGGACCACUCUGCUCAUCCCCCCCACCACUCUCCUCAUCAUCAACAUGGUCGGCGUCGUCGCCGGCGUUUCCGACGCCAUCAACAACGGCUACGGCUCCUGGGGUCCUCUAUUCGGAAAGCUUUUCUUCGCCUUUUGGGUGAUCGUUCAUCUCUAUCCUUUCUUGAAGGGAUUGAUGGGGAGACAGAACAGGACGCCGACCAUUGUCGUGCUUUGGUCUGUUCUUCUGGCCUCGAUUUUCUCUUUGGUUUGGGUCAGGAUUGAUCCUUUCUUGCCUAAGCAGAAGGGUCCUGUUCUGAAGCAGUGCGGCGUUGAGUGCUAA
This is a messenger RNA of Dendrobium catenatum, 3158 nucleotides long. Its product is annotated as cellulose synthase A catalytic subunit 7 [UDP-forming]. NCBI's taxonomy places the organism in Eukaryota, Viridiplantae, Streptophyta, Magnoliopsida, Asparagales, Orchidaceae. Gene Ontology annotation, biological process: plant-type primary cell wall biogenesis; cellulose biosynthetic process. The coding region runs from base 444 to 3158 and encodes 904 amino acids. Gene Ontology annotation, molecular function: cellulose synthase (UDP-forming) activity. Gene Ontology annotation, cellular component: trans-Golgi network; plasma membrane. The record is from RefSeq and is a predicted model, not a curated record. The transcript is spliced from 11 exons.